AUGCCGCCUUCCAAGCGUAAAGCCCGUCGCAAACCUCAGGAUAUCCUCGCCUCUUCUGAGCUUGAUCUUCCAGAUUCAUCACCCACACGUUUCUCCGCAAAGAAGCGCAAGGUCAACAACCCACGUCCAGCCCCAAAAAGACAGUCGGCUACCCCCGAUCUCGACGAUGAUCAACCCAUGGUCCAUGAUUCCGGCGAUGAAACAGAAGAAGUCUCCCAGAUAGACCUCAUUGAUUCCGUUGUCUCCUAUCUCCAAACCUCCAAAGACCCUAUCGUCGCCAGUGUAGAGCAUUCCAACGAUAAAGAACAGAACAACAGUCCGCAAAAGGUCUCGGCCUAUGCAAAGAUUGCCGGUCGCGACUGGACCUAUUUCGUGCGCGAACAAUCCGUCAAUUUCGGUAGACCUCCCGAUGAUCGCCCAGUCAUCAAUGGUGCCUCCAGCCCGAUCGCAGAUCUCAAAGAUGCGUUCCCUGUCCAUAUCGAUCUGGGCCCGAGCAAGAUAGUAUCUCGUCAUCAUGCCUCCAUUUAUUACGAUGCGGAUUAUCCCGAGGACGAGGGUGGCUGGCACGUUCGAGUUAAUGGCAGAAACGGUGUCCGAGUCAACAAUAUCUUGAUCAAGAAGGGACUGAGGAGACAGAUCAAAUCAGGCGACAUUCUAGAAAUCGCCGGCACUCAGAUGAUGUUUGUCACACCCGGUGACAAGGUCCAAAUAGAUCAGUCUUUUAUUGAUCGUGCCAAAGCAUUGGCCGCUGGCGAAGAUCUCGCACCUGCCCACUCGCAUCCCGAGCCUACCAAAUAUGAUGGCGCCUCCUACGCGACAAACACCGGAUUUCCGUCUCUGGCACCAGCUCCACCACAUAUGAAGCGUGAAGCAACCCCUCCCAAUCAGCUGGACGGAGGCAAAACUCAACGAGGAGUUUUUGACAGCAAGAUGCCCAUGUCGCCCAUGUACGGACGAGGAAUGAUGAUGGAAAGCACCCAAGAAAUCGAUUACAGUCGCGACUCCGCCAAGGACCUCAAACCACCCUUCAGUUAUGCCACCAUGAUUGCACAAGCCAUUUUCUCCAGCGACGAGGAGAAGUUGACCCUGAGUAAUAUAUAUUCCUACAUUGCCGACAAGUAUGCCUUCUAUCGGCAUUCCAACAGCGGCUGGCAGGUUGGUUUCCCUCUGAAAUAUUCACAAGUGACCCUAGGUCUAACAUUUAUGCAGAACUCGAUUCGACACAACUUGUCACUCAACAAAGCUUUCCAAAAGGUUCCCCGACGGACUGAUGAGCCUGGCAAGGGAAUGAAAUGGCAAAUCGCGCCGGAAUUUCGACAAGAGUAUUGGAAGAAACAAGCACGACGUGGUGGUGGUUCUGCUCCCUCAUCACCAGCUUCUUCCAAAGACGUCAAUCCGAAUUUUCGUGGGCCAAAUGGACAGAAUCUAGGCUACGACACGUCCAUGGUCAGUUCAUUCUCAGCCAGGGACGGGCAAGGGCGUGUGAUACCGCCAACUCCAAAGGUGAAUCUGCAAUUCCCAUCUCUAUAUCCCGGUGGCUCCUCCACCGGUCCAACAUUGGCACCACCCUUCCAGCAACAUCAGGAAGCCAUUACUCCUCAGCGACGACGAACAGACACGCUUAGUACACUACCAGAUACCGAACUUGAGGACUCUCCACUUCCUCACAGGCAUGGAGGACCCACGCCACGGAUGGGAAACGGAUUACCAGCAUAUACACUUCCUUCGUCUGUACCUCCAGCCCAUCAUUCUCCCUCGAAUCCAACCCUUUCAUCCUCCUAUCUCGAUACGCCCUUCCGAUUUUCGCAGCACAGCAUUAUCACUCCAGCUCCAUUGCGACAGAAUCCUCGGUUGGCACCUCCCAGUACUCUUGUUGCGCCUAGCAAGUUCAUGCCAGAAUCAUCUCCUGCUGGCCCAGGCUUGUUCUGGAAAGGUCUCAUGGGAGUGACACCUGGACAUCAAGUCCCUGACAUAUCACCUGUCAAGGAUGAAGAUCACAGAUCGAACGGACUUGACCGACACGUGAUGAGCUCCAGUCCACCGCCCAUGGAUGCUGGAUUGGGAAGCCCGAGCAAACCGGGUCGGGGGAGCCAAGCAGCCACAGCAACAAGCUCCAGCGCGAAAAAGGAAGAGACUCCCUCAUACAACGCCAUGAGAAAUGGCGCCCUCACGGACGAAGGUCACAGGUUUGGUCGUAUCGGCGAUGGGGCGAGAAAGAUGAGCCCUUUUGGAUUGGGAGGUUCACGAUCCAGUGCCCCAGACUCAUUUAACAGCACAGUCCACGCACAAGGAAGUCAGCCAAACGCUGAGCGUCACCAACGUGGUGGGGAUGAUGAAGAUGAUGACGAUGGAGCAGGCGGAUUCGACCUUGCCAAAGGAUUUGCUCCGAUUGCCAGCGCUAGCUUCCAUUCGCAAAGAAGCAGCAGUAUUGGCAUUGCACGUGCAGGUUCUUGA
Molecule: messenger RNA, 2454 nt
Organism: Exophiala bonariae
Lineage: Eukaryota; Fungi; Ascomycota; Eurotiomycetes; Chaetothyriales; Herpotrichiellaceae
Exons: 2
Coding region: 1-2454 (817 amino acids)
Biological process (GO): regulation of transcription by RNA polymerase II
Molecular function (GO): RNA polymerase II cis-regulatory region sequence-specific DNA binding; DNA-binding transcription factor activity, RNA polymerase II-specific; protein binding
Source: RefSeq, a predicted model, not a curated record